Molecule: messenger RNA, 1562 nt
Organism: Brassica napus (rape)
Lineage: Eukaryota; Viridiplantae; Streptophyta; Magnoliopsida; Brassicales; Brassicaceae
Product: transcription factor IND-like
Exons: 1
Coding region: 766-1398 (210 amino acids)
Biological process (GO): regulation of DNA-templated transcription
Molecular function (GO): DNA-binding transcription factor activity; protein dimerization activity
Source: RefSeq, a predicted model, not a curated record
CAUGUUAAUUUUUUUUUCGAUUAUCCUAUAUAUCAGAAUAAACACAUGAUUGCAUGCAAAUUUUGUUUUUGAUUAUGUCAUCUUUUGUUUAUUUUAGUUUUGAUGCUAAUUAAUAUUUUUUUUAUUAACAACUUCCAUACAUUCUACCUGAUUCUAGGUCAGAUAAUGACACAGCGCAACAAAAUUAUACAAAACUUUCGGAAAGUAGAUUACCGCGGAAGUAACAUUUUUGGGUAGACAUACGAAGUAGUUUGAAUCUUCAAAAAUCAUGCCAUACAUAACCACGGAUCAUAGUCGACACCUCAACGUGAAGCAAAUUUGACAAUCUACAUACAUAACCAACAAAAAGUAGAAUACCGUGAAAACCUAAACCCAAAAUAUGAUGUAAAACUCAAGCUUGGUCCAGAGCAUAAAAAAAUUAAAGCCAUCGCUUUGGUAUCACAUAUUUAAACGUCAGUUUUUUUUUGGGGAAGUAAUAUAAAAAUAUAAUUAACAAGAAAAUUUAUGAAAUAAUUAGCAUGUAAAACACUAGUCUUUUGGUUGUGACAAAACGUUUUCACAAAUGUUCUAUAAAUAAAUUCAAGCACAUUUUAUCUGCAAAAUAUAUACUUUCACUCAUAAAAUAAGAGCGUUUAAAACAUUCAUAUACGCACUACAUUGACAUGACAAAAGAAAUCCGCAAAUACAAACAUAUUUAGUUCGGAUAUAUCUAGGAAAUAAGACUAUAUUAUAUAUAUAAAGAAAUUAGAAAAAAAGAAAAUUGGUAUGUAUAAAAGAAAGGUCUAUGCGUCUCUAGUCCAAAAACUCUAUAUGUCUGGUUCAAAAGCAGAUGCAGCAGCCAUAGCCCCAAUAGUCAUGAUGGAGCCUCAUCAUCUCCUUAUGAACUGGAACAAACCUAUUGAUCUCAUUACACAAGAAAACUCUUUUAACCACAAUCCUCAUUUCAUGGUAGAUCCACCUUCCGAAACCCUAAGCCACUUCCAGCCCCCGCCGACAGUCUUCUCCGAUCCCGGAGGAGGAGAGGAAGCAGAAGACGAAGAAGGAGAGGAAGAGAUAGAUGAGAUGAAGGAGAUGCAAUACGCGAUUGCUGCCAUGCAGCCCGUAGACAUCGAUCCAGCCACCGUUCCUAAGCCGAACCGCCGUAACGUAAGGGUAAGCGAGGACCCCCAGACGGUGGUGGCUCGUCGGCGUAGAGAAAGGAUAAGCGAGAAGAUCCGGAUAUUGAAGAGGAUGGUGCCAGGCGGUGCAAAGAUGGACACUGCCUCCAUGCUUGACGAAGCCAUCCGCUACACCAAGUUCUUGAAACGGCAGGUGAGGCUUCUUCAGCCUCACACUCAGCUUGGGGCUCCUAUGUCUGACCCUUCUCGCCUUUGUUAUUACCACAACUCGGAUACCUAAUUAUAAUUCUAUCACGCGUUUCAUGUUGAUAUAUAUAGAUAAAUGGUUGAAUAAGGAUUUCGAUCGAAGAUUGUAUGGCUAUUGAUUACAUUAUAUAUUGUACAAUAAAUGAUGUGUGUAUUUCUAUUAAUGUAUAUAUGAUAUAUAUCUGUUUGCAGUAUGCA